CUGCAGGUAGCAGCCCAGUACCAGUAGCAUCGCCACCAACGCACGCAACAAAAAAUCCUCCAGGUUUCGGUACAUCACAGGGAGCAGGACAUGGAAGGGAGCAGCGCCAGGACGCCGGAGAUCACCAUCGUUCCGGCACCUAGGCCGGUCGCCGUCGACGCGGUGAAGGCGGCGAGCAAGGAGCCUAUCAGCCCGGGAUCACCUUCCCAGGUGGCUGCCGGCCGCCGCAAGGAGAACCAGGGCGUCGUCUCCCUGCCCGGCUGGAAGCUCGACUCCCUCUGCAAGGAGUCCGGCCCGUCGCCGCUCAUGAUGGCGCGCUUCCCCUAUUUCUGAACCCAAGCGCCGUAUUGUCAUACUGUAUCUACUAGUGUGAGCAAAUCUUAGAUGCUCACCAGGCGGCGUCUGUCCGGUUGCUUGAACUUAUUUUGCACUAAUAUAUGUGUGUAAGUUGGUCU
Messenger RNA from Lolium perenne, 455 nucleotides. RefSeq lists its product as uncharacterized. The record is from RefSeq and is a predicted model, not a curated record. NCBI's taxonomy places the organism in Eukaryota, Viridiplantae, Streptophyta, Magnoliopsida, Poales, Poaceae.